This is a messenger RNA of Closterium sp. NIES-65, 1311 nucleotides long. NCBI's taxonomy places the organism in Eukaryota, Viridiplantae, Streptophyta, Zygnematophyceae, Desmidiales, Closteriaceae. The record is from the annotation of a GenBank genome assembly.
AUGCGGGACCCGCGGGGCGCCGUCAGUUCCUGCAGCAGCAGCCGCCGCCGCCCUGCAGCAGCAGCCGCCGCCAGGCCUACAGCAGCAGCCGCCGCCAGGGACUGCAGCAGCAGCCGCCGCCAGAGCCUGCUGCAGCAGCCGCCGCCAGGGUCUUCAGCAGCAGCCGCCGCCAGGGUCUUCAGCAGCAGCCGCCGCCAGGGCCUGCAGCAGCAGCCGCCGCCAGAGCCUGCAGCAGCAGCCGCCGCCAGAGUCUACAGCAGCAGCCGCCGCCAGAGUCUGCAGCAGCAGCCGCCGCCAGACCUGCAGCAGCUGCCGCCACCGACCCAGCAGCAGCAGCCGCCGCUCUAUCAGCAGCAGCAGCCGCCGCCGCUCUGCCGCAGCAGCUACCGCCGCCCAGCUGCAGGUGCCGCCCCUGGACCCCAGAAGCCGCCCCUGGACCCGGUACGCCUUGUGCUGCCCGUGCCUGUGCUGCCCGUGCCUGUGCUGCCCGUGCCUGUGCUGCCCGUGCCUGUGCUGCCUGUGCCUGUUGCUGCCCGUGCCUGUUGCUGCCCGUGCCUGUGCUGCCCGUGCCUGUGCUGCCCAUGCCUGUGCUGCCCGUGCCUGUGCUGCCCGUGCCUGUGCUGCCCGUGCCUGUUGCUGCCCGUGCCUGUGCUGCCCGUGCCUGUGCUGCCCGUGCCUGUGCUGCCCGUGCCUGUGCUGCCUGUGCCUGUUGCUGCCCGUGCCUGUGCUGCCCGUGCCUGUGCUGCCCGUGCCUGUGCUGCCCGUGCCUGUUGCUGCCCGUGCCUGUGCUGCCCGUGCCUGUGCUGCCCGUGCCUGUGCUGCCCGUGCCUGUUGCUGCCCGUGCCUGUGCUGCCCGUGCCUGUGCUGCCCGUGCCUGUGCUGCCCGUGCCUGUGCUGCCUGUGCCUGUUGCUGCCCGUGCCUGUGCUGCCCGUGCCUGUGCUGCCCGUGCCUGUUGCUGCCCGUGCCUGUGCUGCCCGUGCCUGUGCUGCCCGUGCCUGUUGCUGCCCGUGCCUGUGCUGCCCGUGCCUGUUGCUGCCCGUGCCUGUGCUGCCCGUGCCCGUGCUGCCCGUGCCUGUUGCUGCCCGUGCCUGUGCUGCCGGUGCCUGUGCUGCCCGUGCCUGUGCUGCCCGUGCCUGUGCUGCCUGUGCCUGUUGCUGCCCGUGCCUGUGCUGCCCGUGCCUGUGCUGCCCGUGCCUGUGCUGCCCGUGCCUGUUGCUGCCCGUGUCUCGUGCUCGCGCCCCCGUGCGCUCUGCUACUGUCUGCGCCCUCGUGCGCACUGUCCCCCCCCCCCCGUUUGCGGCUGUCGCUGA